This is a messenger RNA of Halteromyces radiatus, 1581 nucleotides long. RefSeq lists its product as uncharacterized. Lineage: Eukaryota; Fungi; Mucoromycota; Mucoromycetes; Mucorales; Cunninghamellaceae. The record is from RefSeq and is a predicted model, not a curated record. Gene Ontology annotation, cellular component: membrane. Gene Ontology annotation, molecular function: magnesium ion transmembrane transporter activity. Gene Ontology annotation, biological process: intracellular magnesium ion homeostasis; magnesium ion transmembrane transport. The transcript is spliced from 5 exons. The coding region runs from base 64 to 1545 and encodes 493 amino acids.
CAAGAUUCCAUGUCAAAUUGACUAAACUUUUAUUAUCAUUGAAAUAACCAUUGAAUAACGAUUAUGGAAGGGGAAUAUACUACUUCUAAUUCCCCUAGACCUUCUUUAUCUUAUCCAGAAAUUGACUCAUGUAUAUUGAAUAUCGAAUCUACCAACCUUAGAAAUAGAACUGACUUUAAUCAAGAAACUCAAGUUGAAAGAGAUGUACUCUAUCCUCAUACUACUGAUCUUACAACUCGUUCCCAAACAACUAUAGACAAGGAAUCUCUGGACAACUUUUUACAUACAGAUGAUGAUGAUGACCUUCUCUCCAAAAGUGAUAUCAAGUUAGACUUUUUAUUAGAGGCAAGUCAAGACAAAUAUUCCCGUCGAUUCAGUGAUUUUGGUGAUAAUAUCCAUGACCCAUCCAAAGUUAAAAACAAGACAGAUCGAUACACUUAUUAUGAAGCAUCUACUGGUUCCUUGAAAAAUACAUCAUUGAAAGAACUGCUGAGCAGAUCAGUCACUGAUGAUGAAACUGUGGCAAAUUUAUUAGUGAAAUCAUCUUGUUGGUGGAUUGAUAUCUUUGCUCCUACAGAUCAGGAAAUGCGGAUCAUCAGCAAGAUAUUUAGGCUACAUCCUUUGACAACUGAAGAUAUCCAAGCUCAAGAAUCUAGGGAAAAGUGUGAAAUUUUUCAAAACUAUAUGUUUAUUAGUUUUCGAAGUUUCAACCACGAUUAUUCUAGUCAAGAUUAUUUGGAAGCUGUGAACUUUUAUAUUAUUGUUUUUAAGGAUGGUGUUCUUACUUUUCGAUUCCAACCUUUACCUCAUCCACAUAAUGUACGCAAACGUAUUCAUCUCUUACGAGAUUAUAUCACCAUUACACCAGAAUGGAUUAACUAUGCCCUAAUCGACAAUGUCACUGAUAGUUUUGCUCCUUUGAUUCAACACACGGAAUUGGAAGUGGACUCUAUUGACGAUUUAGUUUUAGUAUUGAAUGGAUCAGAACAAACUGAUAUGUUACGACGGAUUGGUAGUUGUCGAAAAAUGGUAAUGCAACUUUUACGACUAUUGGGACCAAAGGCUGAUGUAGUACGAAGUUUAAUCAAACGCUAUGAUGAUAAGACUAAAGAAAUCGAAUUCCUCAACAAGCGACGACAAAACUUGCAACAAGAUAAAACAGUGAUUAAUCCUCAUGUGAAUGAAAAUAAUCUCCAGCAUGAAAUUAUACUCUUUUUGGGUGAUAUCCAAGAUCAUAUUCAUACCAUGUUACAGAACGUGAAUCAUUAUGACCUAGUACUUGGUAGAGCUCAUAGAAACUAUUUAGGACAAAUCUCUAUUGAAUUAUCUCAAGCUGGUAAUAAUACAAACGAAGUGAUUAAUCGACUGACUUUUUUGGCAACCUUGGUGGUACCUCUCAAUUUGGUGGCAGGUCUAUUCGGAAUGAACGUCCAUGUGCCUGGUUCCGAAGAACAUGAUUUGGCUUGGUUUUUCUGGAUUGUGAUGGGAAUGGGAACCUAUGUUACUUUUAUGUUAGCUUUUGGAAAAAGGUUUAAUUUUUUGUAGAAUGAAAUAAAAUAUGUUUAUAAUAAUGAAUUUGCC